This is a messenger RNA of Rhipicephalus sanguineus (brown dog tick), 459 nucleotides long. RefSeq names its product nuclear apoptosis-inducing factor 1. Bases 1 to 459 code for a protein of 152 amino acids. Lineage: Eukaryota; Metazoa; Arthropoda; Arachnida; Ixodida; Ixodidae. The transcript is spliced from 3 exons. Gene Ontology annotation, cellular component: nucleus. The record is from RefSeq and is a predicted model, not a curated record.
AUGUCGGCGAACCCGCCUAAGCGAGCGCGCCAGCCGAACUUUACGCAGGGAGAGUUGGCCGCCCUCGUCGAUGGCUACGAGGAGUACCGUCGCGCCAUCGAAAGCCGAGGCGAGGGUCCCCGACGGCCCCAGGACAAACAGAGGGCCUGGGAAACUAUCACAUCGAAUUUAUUCGCUGUGUCGGGCAUUGUAAGAACGCCCGCUGAGGUGAAGAAGAAAUGGUGCGAUGUGAAGAGCGCCGCCAAGGCACGAGCUGCUGUGGUUCGCCGCAGCAGGGCGACAACGGGAGGCGGUCCAGAGGACGUGGCCCCUCUGGACGACUUUGAGUCCCGGGUCGCAAAUACGCUUGAUCCGGAAGCGGUAUUCGGAGUUUCUGGCGGUUUGGACAUUGGUGCCCCGAGUCCAGCUGAACAGCAGCCAGAUGGUGAGGCCACCAAAGAGCUCUUCAGAGCAGGGUGA